This is a messenger RNA of Diorhabda sublineata, 4396 nucleotides long. Its product is annotated as sorting nexin-4-like. NCBI's taxonomy places the organism in Eukaryota, Metazoa, Arthropoda, Insecta, Coleoptera, Chrysomelidae. Bases 284 to 1519 code for a protein of 411 amino acids. The record is from RefSeq and is a predicted model, not a curated record. Gene Ontology annotation, biological process: protein transport. The transcript has 6 exons. Gene Ontology annotation, molecular function: phosphatidylinositol binding.
GAAUAUUCGUUUGUCAUGUUCUGUCAGUUAUAUUCGUAUAAAACACUGACGACUAGAUAAAUAUUGAUAUCCGUGUGAAAUUAAUGUUCAGAUACAUAUAAUGACCAUAUAUUAUUCUAUUUUAAGGACCUUAUCUCUUUAAGCUUUUUUAAGGUUUAAUGAGGCGGUGUCGAAAUUAUAAACAGUCACUUUUUAAAAUGGGAGUAAACCAGAAGGCAAAUUUUUGAAAAAUGACUGUUCAGUAUUUCUAGUAAUUGAUUAUUCUAGUAAUUAAGUUUGAACAAUGGGUGACCAUGAAGAAAAUCAAGAAAACGUUAUACCUAAACCUUUAGGAACCCUGCUAAAUCAUUUGGAAAUUUCUGUAUCAGAAUCUGAAAAACGCAUUACUGGAUCACUAAAUUUGAGAGAUUUUUACACGGUUUAUUUAAUUGAAGUGAAAAUAACAGAUCCUGAGUUUCAAAAAAAUGUUGGAAAAUUAACUACAGUUUGGCGAAGAUACACGGAAUUUGAACAGCUUCAUGAUUAUUUAGAGGUUACAUAUCCCUACAUUGUCAUUCCUCCUCUCCCUGAAAAGAAGGUUUUAUAUGGAUGGCAAAAAAUAUCCAACGAUACAUUUGAUCCAAAUUUUGUGGAUAGAAGAAGAGCUGGACUAGAAAAUUUUUUACUUAGGAUUGCAGCUCAUCCGAUAUUAACAUGGGAUAAGCAUUUUAUGGAAUUUCUGCAACAUGAGGAAGAUUGGAGAGAAUCCUAUAAAGCCAAUGGCUAUUUACAAAUGGUUGAAAACAAAUUCAAGAGCCUUAGCGUUUCGGUCAGACUUAAAAAACCUGAUCCAGAAUUUGAAUCGGUAAAAGAUUAUGGUGCUUCUCUUGUAUAUAAUCUUAAUAAUAUGCUUAAAGCUCGAUCAAGAGUUGCUGAAAAGCAAUACAAUGUUCAUAAGCUUCAUGCAAAUUAUGGACGCGUUUUUAGUGAAUGGAGUGCAAUAGAAAAAGAUAUGGGUGAUGCUUUACAAAAAACUGGACAUUAUUUAGAUUCGCUGGCAUCAAGUAUAGACGCAAAUCUUGAAGACGAGGAACUUUUAGCGGACCAAUUAAAAGAGUACUUAUUCUUUGCUUAUGCCCUACAAAACGUUUGUAGAAAUCAUGAGUUGUUGCAACUUCAACUGGAAGACGCCGAAGAUAACGUUUCCAAUAAAAAUGUAGAACGAGUUAGAGUUCAACAAGGAAAAACCGGAUUGAUGUCAAAGUUAUUCGGUGCAGUAGAUACUGAAGAGGUGCGAGAAUACAAAUUAAAUUCAUUAGAUCAACAAAUACAAGAGGGAGUUGCAGCAGUUGAUAAUGCCAAAGAAGGUAUAUGUGAUUUUACCAACAAAGCAAAAAGUGAUAUUGAACGGUUCCAAACCCAGAAAGUCUUAGAUCUCAGAGAUACUCUUAAUAAUUAUGCAUUCUUGCAGCUAAAGGUUUCCAGAAAGGGCCUCCAAACUUGGACUCAAAUACGUGACUGUCUACAAAGUAUUCCAUAAGCUUGAUAUUCUCACGUACUUAAAAAAACACUCAUAUUUUUACAACUUAUUGGAUUCCAAGAUUUUAAUGUACCUACAUAUCGUCUAUCUAAGGGGCACCAUAACAUAUCUCAAUUUCUGAGUCGAGCAUUAUUCUCAACUCAAAUUUUGAUAUAAGAUAAUAACUAAAGAAAAUAACUGAAGAAACUGCUCUUGAAAAGAAGUCCAUAGCACUGGAAUCUCUGUAUAACUAAAGAUAACAUUAUAUAUUUCAUUGUAUUGUCAGUACUUCUUGAUAAACAGGUUAUACAUCGAAAAAAUUAGAUAUUUACAAAGAAUGUCGGUUUAACUGUUCAAUAAAUCCAACCAAGAAUCGUUUUAUAAUUAUGCUAGAAAUUUGAGAUGUACAACCGAAUUUAUUUUGUGGGACAUAUUGGUAUGUGAUACCAAUUAUUAUAUAUUAAGUUAUUUUUUGCACUGAAAUCCUAGUUACUGGCCAGAAAUACUGAAGAUGCUAUUAACAGAACCUACAGUUAAGUUCGAGUUUUUGGAAUCUUUGAUGAUAUUUAUACUGAACACACUGUUUACACUAUCAUUACACCAACACUCACAAUUACAUUGUCUGAGUCGCGUUUCGAUAAUCAAGUUAUCGUCUUUUGUUCUAGUUCACCUUCAGUCUCUGAAAACGAUAACUUGAUUGUGGAAACACGAGUUAGACAGUAUAAUUGUGAGUGCUGGUGUAAUGAUAGUGUAAACAGUGUGUUUAGUAAGAACCUGAACGGUUUUCAAGGUUGGAUGUCAUUUAUUAUGAAUUUGUGGUUGUUGUACUUCUAAUUGUAGGUAAUCUUUGUUAACAUUGUUAUUACCAUAUUACCAUUUCCUUUUAUUUUAAUGAUAAUAAGUUCUUGUUCCAGAUACUUGCUUUUGCUAAUUUAGAAUGAUUUGAAAACAUUUUCUUUGACGUAUAGGACAAUUUUCCAAUUCUGCCAAUAUUUUGGUCCAUUUUGAAAUUAUUAACAUAUAACCACUUCCUGUUAUUUUCAUGAUCAUAGGCUCUUGUUUCUGAUAUUUGAUUUUGCUAAUUGUGAAAUGGCAGUGGUUUGGUGAGAAUGGUUCGAAAAUAUUUUCUUUGACACAUAGAAAUUUUCUGAUUCUGCCAAUAUUUUGAUCCAUUCUAAAAUUAUUGCCUUAUUACCAUUUCCUGCUAUUUUUAUGAUCAUAAGUUCUUGUUCCAGAUACCCAAUUCUGCUAAUUGUGAAACGGCAGUGAUUUGGAUUAGAAUUAUUUGAAAACAUUUUCUUUGACUUAUGGGAAAUUUUCAAUUCUACCGACAAAGGUUAUUUUUUUUCUACAGAUAUAAUUUAUUGUCAUGAAUAAUCUAUCAAUAUUAUUAGCAUAUGGCUUUGCCUGUCUGUAUGUUUUAUUCUACCAGUUGGACUAUCAUCAUUAACAUUUUAUUUUAAAAAUUUUAUAGCUGUUAUUUUAAGCCAAUCACAUGCCUCAACUUUGACAGGUUUCUAUAACAACAACCUGAAUUUUUCGAAAAUUUUUUUGGUCAAUUAACCUAGCUACUAUAGUAUAUUGUAUAACAAGUUUUGGAAAUGGAUGAUGUCACAUGAUUUUGCAGAAUUGAACAAACGAGUGUGAAAUCGAAUUUUCGAUACGUGUUUUACACGAUAUUUUUCUAACAACCACAGAAAAUGCAGUUAAUAUUUUUUUUUAAGCUUAUGAUAGAGUCACUACAGUUUUGAAAACAAAUUGGUUCUUGCAGACUGUUGUUGACUAUUUUAUUUCCGAUUGCAAAGUGAGAUUCUUUACAAUUAUAUAAUGAAUGGACCAAUAAUAAUGAAUCAUUUUUUUAUUAUUAUAGAACGUACAAUUAUUGGAAUCAUUUAUGAAACCUGUUAUCUGUCAAUGAGCUUGAGCUAGCUAUAAUGGUAGUGCACGAAAAGUUUUUUUAGGCUAGGCGCUUACAAAUAAUUUUCCAUCGAGUCAAAAUUGAUAAGCGUCAACGAUUUCACCACGACUUAACUAUUUAGUUGUGUAGAGUGCGCAAACUGAAAAUUAAUGAUUAAUCGAACAGCUCUGAUCAAUGAUCUUCUUUAUUUGGAGGAUGAAUAGGGAAAGAAUAUGGUAAAUUGAAGAAAUUAUUUUACGAAUUGGUACGCCCAUCCUGAGACGACUUCUCGACACAUCUCCUCUAUCAAUUUUUAUUAGAAAUAUCAUCCAGAUACGACUUCCAUGCAAACUUCCUCCCAUAUCUUUUUCUACGCUAUUAAUGAACUCCUCCGUCCGUGUCGUCUGCCAUGGUAACAAGAGACUUGACUUCGCUUCAAAUGCUUAUACGAGACUCGCAGUCGCGGAUCGAUUGUUUAGUCGACGGUCUGGUCUGCACACAUCAAUACAAUACGAUAGAAAUUGUGCCCUUGAUCGAUAGUUGUUCAACUUUUAAUAUAAAGCAAAUCGAUAAAGCUUUUUGACUUUUUUGUCGAGCAACUAUCGAGUUGACAGUAUUUGUGCUAAAAAUAUUAUUUUAAACAUAUGAUACACAACAAAACAAUUGUUCAAGUAAAAGUUGUAUGUAUGCGCUAUCCCUUAUUCCGGAAGUGGUUUUUGAAAUGUUAUUUAUCGUAUCAGCCGGGCACUUUUCCAACUUUUCUCCCAUUAGGUAUAUUCCUUCUUCUCUCUACCUCCCAUGAGUAGUUUGUAGAGGAACAGUUAUUUUCGUCUUCUGUACGGUAGAGAAAAAUGAUAUGUUGCUCCUUAGCCGACAAUAUAUUAUAAUGUUUUUGUUAUUUAUUUUAAUAUUUAUUGACGUUACUUUUUUUUCAUGCUUGUCUAAUAUUAAGGUUCACUAAAAUAUUCAAAUGAUGAUAUUCAAUAAAAAGUUCACACAAA